Molecule: messenger RNA, 1575 nt
Organism: Rangifer tarandus platyrhynchus (Svalbard reindeer)
Lineage: Eukaryota; Metazoa; Chordata; Mammalia; Artiodactyla; Cervidae
Source: the annotation of a GenBank genome assembly
AUGGGGAAGCCGGCGAGGAAAGGAUGCGACUGGAAGCGCUUCCUGAGGAAUAACUGGCUGCUGCUCUCCACCGUGGUCGCGGUGGUGCUAGGGAUUGUUAUAGGAGUCUUGGUUCGAGAAUACAGCAAGCUAUCUAACCUGGAGAAAUUCUACUUUUCCUUUCCUGGAGAAAUUCUGAUGAGAAUGCUGAAACUCGUCAUUUUACCAUUAAUUGUAUCCAGCAUGAUUACAGGUGUUGCUACACUGGAUUCCAACAUAUCUGGAAAAAUUGGUCUGCGUGCUGUGGUUUAUUAUUUCUGUACCACUCUCAUUGCCGUAGUUUUAGGUAUCGUGCUGGUGGUGAGCAUCAAGCCUGGUGUCACCCAGAAAGUGAAUGAAAUUGACAGGACAGGGAACACCCCUGAAGUCAGCACAGUGGAUGCCAUGUUAGACCUGAUCAGGAAUAUGUUCCCUGAGAACCUUGUCCAAGCCUGUUUUCAGCAGUACAAAACCACACGUGAAGAAGUGAAGCUUUCUGAGGAGCCAGGGACAAACAGCACCGAAGCGUCUGUCACAGCCAUCAUGACAACUGCCAUUUCCAAGAACAAAACAAAGGAAUAUAAAGUCGUAGGCAUGUAUUCAGAUGGCAUAAAUGUCCUGGGCUUGAUCGUCUUUUGCCUCGUCUUUGGAAUUGUCAUUGGAAAAAUGGGAGAAAGGGGACAGAUUCUGGUGGAUUUCUUCAAUGCUCUGAGUGAUGCAACCAUGAAAAUCGUUCAGAUCAUUAUGUGCUACAUGCCAAUUGGUAUCUUGUUCCUGAUUGCUGGGAAGAUCAUAGAAGUUGAAGACUGGGAAAUAUUCCGCAAACUGGGCCUUUACAUGGCCACCGUCCUGAGUGGGCUUGCAAUCCACUCCAUUUUAAUUCUCCCACUGAUAUAUUUCAUAAUUGUACGAAAGAACCCUUUCCAGUUCGCCAUGGGAAUGGCCCAGGCUCUUCUGACAGCUCUCAUGAUCUCCUCCAGUUCAGCAACACUGCCUGUCACUUUCCGCUGUGCUGAAGAGAAGAACCGGGUGGACAAGAGGAUCACUAGAUUUGUGUUACCCGUCGGUGCUACAAUCAACAUGGAUGGGACCGCACUCUAUGAAGCAGUGGCGGCCGUGUUUAUUGCGCAGUUGAAUGAUUUGGACUUGAGCGUUGGGCAGAUCAUCACUAUCAGUGUCACUGCCACCGCCGCCAGCAUCGGAGCUGCCGGUGUGCCCCAGGCCGGCCUGGUGACCAUGGUGAUUGUGCUGAGUGCUGUUGGCCUGCCCGCGGAGGAUGUCACCCUCAUCAUCGCUGUUGACUGGCUCCUGGACCGGUUCAGGACCAUGGUAAAUGUCCUUGGAGAUGCCUUUGGGACUGGCAUCGUGGAGAAGCUCUCCAAGAAGGAGUUGGAGCAGAUGGAUGUUUCAUCGGAGGUCAACAUUGUGAACCCUUUCACCUUGGAAUCCACAACACUUGACAACGAGGACUCAGACACCAAGAAGUCCUACGUCAAUGGAGGCUUUGCUGUCGACAAGUCCGAUACCAUCUCAUUCACCCAGACCUCACAGUUCUAG